AUGUCUUCUGUUAAUCAAUCUACCAAAGCUACUUUUGCUAUUGAAAAUGGGCCUGUAUUUAAUGGUGUUUCGUUUGGGGCCAACAAGUCUGUCUCUGGUGAAGCCGUCUUCACAACCUCUUUGGUCGGCUACCCAGAGUCCAUGACUGACCCUUCCUAUCGUGGCCAGAUAUUGGUUUUCACCCAGCCGUUGAUCGGCAACUACGGUGUCCCCUCCGGGGAGGCUCGUGACGAGUUCAACCUUUUGAAAUAUUUCGAAUCCCCUCAUAUCCACGUCGUGGGGAUCAUUGUCGCCGAGUACGCCUACCAGUACAGUCACUGGACCGCUGUCGAGUCUCUGGCUCAAUGGUGUCAAAGAGAGGGUGUCGCGGCCGUUACGGGCGUCGACACAAGAGAGAUUGUGCAAUUCUUGAGGGAGGAAGGUUCCUCCCUGGGGAGAAUCACCAUCGGAAACGACAACCCAGUUAAGUACACUAACCCAAUGGCGAACAAUCUCGUGCAACAAGUCACGACAAAGCAACCGUUCCACGUCCCGGCGAUCUGUGCGGACCCUGUUGCCAACAUUGCUUUGAUUGACUGCGGUGUCAAGGAAAACAUCAUCAGGUGUCUUGUUAGAAGAGGUGCAAACGUCACUGUGUUCCCCUACGAUUACAAGAUUCAAGAUGUAGCCGAUAAAUUCGAUGGCCUGUUCUUGUCGAAUGGUCCAGGUAACCCUGAGAUGUGCUCUGCGACCGUGGAGAACUUGAAAGUGUUGCUCGCUGACGAGAGGUUCGUCAACUUGCCCAUCUUCGGGAUCUGUCUCGGCCACCAACUGCUUGCCCUAGCGUCCGGCGCGACUACAAAGAAGAUGAAGUACGGGAACAGAGCCCACAACAUCCCCGCUAUGGACUUGACCACUGGCCAGUGCCACAUCACCUCUCAGAACCACGGGUACGCAGUAGACCCUGCGACUCUACCGGAGGACCAAUGGCAGCCAUACUUCGUCAACCUGAACGACGGGUCCAACGAGGGUAUGAUACACUUGACAAGACCUAUAUUUUCCACACAGUUCCACCCAGAGGCAAAGGGUGGUCCCUUGGAUACCGAUAUCCUGUUCGACAAGUUCUUCCAGAAUAUCGAGGUCUCAAAGCAAGAAAAGAAGCAAGGCGAAGCCGCCAUCAGCAAGCUGCCCCUCGAAAGACAGCUCAACAUGAACGGCGGCAUCAUCGCCAAGGAGAGAGUCCUCGCUUAG
Huiozyma naganishii CBS 8797 is the source of this 1230-nucleotide messenger RNA. It is a transcript of the gene CPA1, whose product is annotated as carbamoyl-phosphate synthase (glutamine-hydrolyzing) CPA1. Gene Ontology annotation, cellular component: carbamoyl-phosphate synthase complex; cytoplasm. The record is from RefSeq and is a predicted model, not a curated record. The transcript has a single exon. Gene Ontology annotation, molecular function: carbamoyl-phosphate synthase (glutamine-hydrolyzing) activity. NCBI's taxonomy places the organism in Eukaryota, Fungi, Ascomycota, Saccharomycetes, Saccharomycetales, Saccharomycetaceae. Bases 1 to 1230 code for a protein of 409 amino acids. Gene Ontology annotation, biological process: L-glutamine metabolic process; L-arginine biosynthetic process; 'de novo' pyrimidine nucleobase biosynthetic process.